AUGCCCAGAGGUGAAGCAUUUUCCACAUCGGACGCGUUUGCCGUCGCGCGUCAGUACGUCGAGGACACAAAUGCGACCAGGAGACGCAUCGUGGUCGCACGCGUAGAUGGCGGCACCAAAAUCACACACGAGUCUCUCCUCUCAUUCUGCAGACGUCACAAGUAUCCCUACAGGGCUGUGUGGCGGCAAUACCGGGCAUUCAAGACGACUGGGAGCCCGACAAAAUUGCCCAACGGGAGCAAUGAAGACCCGAAAACCCUGUCGGUUCGGGAGGAGACCGCCCUGGUUGCCUACGUCACCGAGCUCGAGCGCGCCGGGGUCCAGGCCACAGCUGGUAUGAUCAAAACCGCAGGCAGCAAGAUACUGUCCAGGCGCCGGACUCAUCGUAUACCCUCCAAAUGGUACUCUGAUUGGACGCAAAAGCACCCAGACCUGCGCCCUUCAACCGCCAAGCCGGUUCCGCUCAAGGAUAUCCCAUACGACACCAAGGUCAAGGAUAUCAAGCAGUGGUUUGAGAAAGCCAAGGAUCUGGCCGCCAAGCAAGAGAUCACGGCUUCCACCUGCUGGAGCGCCGAUGAACUCGGCACCAAGGAAGGUCAAAUCUGGGUUGUAAUGGUAAGGAAGCAGGUCGAUACGCCACCGCCGCCUCAUUACCGCAGCAAGGAUUCCUUCUCACUGAUGGGUGGUGGGAAUGCUGCUGGAGAUGCCCUCCGCCCGUUCUGCAUCCUCAAAAACUGGUCAGAGACGGAUCCAGUCACGGCCCUGUAUUACACCACACUGUGUGAAAGAAAAACUAUAUUUCACAGGUCAGAUGAAGGCUUUUCGAACGACAGCAUCAUGUAUAAUUGGAUCUGUCAGUUCAACAGGCAGACGUGGCCUAAGGCUGCUGAAGUUCAACGCCUGGGAUCUCCAUCCCUUGAAGAAUGGUUCGGCUAUCCUGCAUACACCAAGUUCUCUCACAUGAUGGAUGGGUUAGAUCCUAACCAUCUGAACGGCGAUAUGGCGCGCGGGAACGAACGCCCCCGAAUCUGGAGAUGGCUGGUGCUUGGUGGCGCCACCGGAAGGCUAAGCAUCGAGAUUAUCGACUACUGCCUGCGGUUUGAUAUUCAGAUCCUCACCUUACCCGUACAUGCAAAGCAAACUAUGCACCCGAUAAGGCAAGGACCGUGUCAAUAUCUAAAAACGACGGACCUGAACAAGUUGCUGAAUAUCUUUCGCAACAAGACGGAAGAAGAUUUUGUGUCCGCUUUUCAGUAUCAAAUGGAAAGAGAAUUUUCGGUUGGGCAUCUGAUGAGUGGCUUUGACGAUAGCGGCAUCUGGCCGCUCAAAGGAUCCAGAGUGCUUGACUAUCUACGUAGACCUCGGAACCCAUAGCCGCAGGGUGCGAUGUUCAAAGCAAAAAGGCAAGCCGUUAUGUGGCGAG
Molecule: messenger RNA, 1423 nt
Organism: Pyricularia grisea
Lineage: Eukaryota; Fungi; Ascomycota; Sordariomycetes; Magnaporthales; Pyriculariaceae
Exons: 2
Coding region: 1-1374 (457 amino acids)
Source: RefSeq, a predicted model, not a curated record